ACCUUCCGCCCGAGCACUGCAGACACCGACCUCCUGCUCACGUGAUCUACACCGUGGCUGUCUGUCCCUCGGGCCGCCCCGCUCUGCCUGCAAGCUACGCUCUGCGCAGCCCCCUCCCUUCUCUAUGGUGCGGGAGGAGGCGGCGCUUCCGUUCGGAGCCGGAUGUUGGCGGGUUUCUCUCUUGCGAGCGGUUUCUUGGUUCUUCUCAGCUCUGAGACACUUCGGCCCCCGGCCCAGCUGUCACCCCCUUCCGCGGGUCCUGUCCCCUUCCGCGCUAGGCCCCGGCGCCGCCCGUCCUCUUCUCCCGUCUCCUCCACUUCCUCCGCGGCGCUCACUGGCGAGUCGGCCCGGCCGCGGGUGACAGGAUAUGUAACAUGACACUGAUACUCUGGACAGUUUAUCAUAGGCACCUAAGUGAAGUUAUUUCCUUGAAGUAAUGCCCACAGAAAGUGGAAGUUUUGCAGCUGCUCGGCAAGCAAAGCAGAAGCGCAAAUCACACAGUCUUUCUAUACGAAGAACCAACAGUUCUGAGCAGGAAAGGACGGGAUUGCAAAGAGAGAUGUUGGAAGGGCAGAGACAACAUUAUUUGGAGUGUCUGAUAAAUCUAUCUUUGGAGAAACUUAAGUUUGCUUACUUUUUACUGGCAACUGGGACACCUGGUCAGGCAGGCGAUUGUGGUUUAAGGGCUCAGAGUUUUGAGCUAUGCAAAUUAUUUCCCAUCUGCUUAAAACACCCACAGGAUACUAAACUUCCUUCAUCUGUUCGGAAUACACUCUUGGAGCUUUUUGGGCAAAUAGAGCGAGAGUUUGAAAAUCUUUAUAUUGAAAAUUUGGAAUUACGUCGAGAGAUUGAUACACUUAAUGAGCGCUUAGCAGUUGAAGGACAGACAAUUGAUGGAGCUGAACUGAGCAAAGGACAACUGAAAACAAAAGCCAGUCAUAGUACCAGUCAGCUUUCACAGAAAUUGAAGACCACUUACAAGGCAUCUACCAGCAAGCAUUCAAAUUCUUUCCCGGGGAAAGCAGAUGGAUCUCGCAACUUCUGCGUGGGAAACUGGGAAAUAUGGGGUGGAGACUCAUGGAUUGUAUCCAGUUUCAAAACUACAACAUCAAGGGCAAUCUGUCAACUGGUGAAGGAGUAUGUUGGCCACAGGGAUGGUAUUUGGGAUGUCAGUGUCACGAAAACUCAGCCAGUCGUGUUGGGGACAGCAUCUGCUGACCAUACUGCUUUGCUGUGGAGUAUAGAAACAGGAAAGUGCCUUGUCAAAUAUGUAGGGCAUGUCGGAUCAGUAAAUUCUAUAAAGUUCCAUCCAGCGGAGCAAGUAGCUCUUACAGCAUCUGGAGACCAGACAGCUCACAUUUGGAGAUAUAUGGUACAGUUGCCCAUGCCUCAGCCAACAGCAGACUGCAAUCAAAUGUCUGGGGAAGAUGAAGUUGAGUUUUCAGAUAAAGAUGAACCUGAUGGAGAUGGAGAUGGUUCCAGUGACUGUCCCACUAUCCGAGCUCCGUUAACCUCCCUGAAAAGCCAUCAAGGAGUAGUCAUAGCAGCUGACUGGCUGGUUGGAGGGAAGCAAGCUGUAACAGCUUCCUGGGAUAGGACAGCAAAUCUGUAUGAUGUGGAGACAUCUGAACUUGUCCAUUCACUAACAGGGCAUGACCAAGAGCUAACCCAUUGUUGUACACAUCCCACUCAACGUCUUGUGGUGACAUCAUCACGUGAUACAACCUUUCGUCUGUGGGAUUUCAGAGAUCCUUCUAUCCAUUCUGUGAAUGUCUUUCAGGGCCACACAGAUACCGUGACAUCAGCUGUUUUCACAGUGGGCGACAAUGUUGUUUCGGGUAGUGAUGACCGUACUGUGAAAGUCUGGGACUUGAAAAAUAUGAGAUCUCCUAUUGCUACUAUCCGUACAGACUCUGCAGUGAACAGGAUUAAUGUAUGUGUUGGCCAAAGAAUCAUUGCCCUUCCACAUGACAACCGUCAGGUUAGAUUAUUCGACAUGUCAGGAGUGCGAUUAGCACGGCUCCCUCGCAGUAACAGACAGGGCCAUAGAAGAAUGGUUUGCUGUUCAGCUUGGAGCGAAGACCAUCCAAUAUGUAACCUAUUUACCUGUGGGUUUGAUCGUCAGGCUAUUGGCUGGAACAUCAACAUCCCUGCGUUGUUACAAGAAAAAUGAGAUGCUGGAAGAAUUUUUGCUUUUGUUGCCAUGGACUUGUAAACUUAUUUUGUUGUUGCAGACUCUUUUGAAUAUUAGUCUGCCUUCAUUGUAAAAGUUCUCCCUUAAAAGGAGCGCUUUGCAAAUGUUGUUGUUACCACAUUGUGCACCAUUUGCAUGUAAUGUACAGAAAAUGUGACUUUUUUAAAAAUUAGUUUGUCUUGUGUAUGAACUUUUAUAUCUUAGCAUCCACUGGUCAGUAGAAAGGAGUUCACUGUUAUAUAGAGCACAUAUGUGUUCGUAAGCUAUUCAGCAUUUGCUAGAUGAACAUUAGGGCAUUACAUUUGUGACUUUAAUGUGAAAUUUAUAUACUUAUUGUGAAGAAUAUAUAGUAGUCUCUUGCAUUUUCCAUAAUUUUACAUAUCUGCCUUAUGUUUAAAGGAAUCUGCAGGGCUGAACUUCAAGAAGUGUGAAUUUCAGUACUAGUAUCAUGGUAAACAUUUUCUUGUUUGCAUCUGUCUGAAGUAUGAUUUUUAGUGCUGCAAUGUAAUGUAACUUCAACUCCAAUUUUAUUCUAGUUUCUGGAGAAAUAACACGGAUUUGAGAGAGAAAAAGCAAACAACCUCUUGUAAUGUGCAUAGAAUGCUGCGUUAAAACAUUCAGGCUGUUUUUACACAUUUCUCUUGAAAAAGAACAAGAAAAUGUUCAUUCUGCCCUUCAUGCAUAAAGCUCAUUCCAAUCUUAUAGCUUCUCACACUAGCAAAAAUCCAGAAUAUUGUGAUUCUAAUCACUGAAAUCUGUUCAAGCAAAGUUUUAAAGCACUUUAGUUUAUAGCUAUUGUUAUAAACCAUUUAUGAAAGUUUCAGAUGUUCCACUGAAUGUGAGUUGACUUGUAUAGGAAGGAUUUGACACUUUUUGGUUACCUACCCAGAAAGGAAAUUGUGUUUUUGUUUUUACACCUUCAGUGAACAUAUUUUUAAAUGGGUUCAUUUCCCUAGUUUUAUUUUGAGCCAGCAAUAUGAAGUAAAUGAGUGCUACCUCAAAAAAUGAAUUUCGGUCAGGAUAGGUUGAGUCUUUCCAUAACCUCGAAAAAGUGCAUUUGGUCUGUGUCUGAAAUACUGCCUUUAAGAUGAAGAAAGACAAUUAUGCCAAAUAUGAUUUUUAAGAUGAUUAAUACUUAAGGCUAAUGGGGCAAUACCACAGAUAAACAUCACAUGUCAUCUUUGUUCUUGCAGCUCUAACUAGGACUGCUGCAGUCCCUUCUCCAUUCGAGAGGGAAUAAUUCUGUAGUUUUUCCGUCCUUAGUCCCAAGUGAUCUUACACUGGCUUUACUCCUCACUGUGUUUAGCCUUGUUGUACUGGCUGUUGAGUUAUUGCCAGCUGUUGCUCAAAUAAGCAAAUGCAUGUGGCAGCUGACAUUUUCAGAAGGAAGAGGAAGGCUGCUUCAGAGGGACCUUUUAGCUGCCCCUAACUGUCUGACAUAUCGCAGCAUAAGAUGAAAGAUCAGAGUAAUUAGAUGGUGUUGUCUUAUAUAGUAGGAUGUUUAAAGUUGAUUAAUAUCUUAUGGCAAUUAUUAUGAUCUUUUAAUUACAUUCUUAUGAUUAUAUAAAACAAUAGCUGAGCUUGAGUCCUCUACAGCACUGUUUAGAUGGAAGUUGAGAGGCUGAUUUGUUAACCAGAUUUUUCAUUCAUUAGUAUAUGAAGGCAUAGAGGUGCAGUAGAAGGGGAGAAUAAGUGCACCAUUAAGUAAUUAUGAAAAAAUUGAGGUCCUAACAGAAAGCUGAAGCAUAAAACUAUGAAGGGAUAAGAAGGGGUGAGGUACUUAAUGGAGAGACUAUAACAGAAUGUAUGUGGUGACUUCAUAGAGCAGAAUGUCUUAAAGUAGCUUGAUUUUUUUCAGAACACUUGUUUUUCUGAAUUACAGUAUAUAUUAGACCCUCAGUCUUUCAUAAUUGCCACACUUCCAUACCUGCUGAUGAAAGGUUCAGGUGAUCAGCUGUAGGCUUUAAUUGCUGGUAUCAGAAGACUUUUUAUUUAAAGGACACUGUCACAGUAUCUACAGUAAUUGUAAAGUUUUUGUUUCUAACAAUUUGGAAGAUUAAAUUUAAACUCAUCAGAUUUUUUUUUUUUUUUACUCUCUGGGGCAUACACACUGGGUUGGUGUUGGGCUGCAGGCAUUUUUUUUUUACAAACAAGACUAAAACAUCUUUUUGUUAGAGAGGAAGGAAAAGAAACAUAAGCAUGGAUGUAGUCUGGAUACUUCAAAAAAAAAUCCAUACUUUUGCCAUGUGCACCUCCUGCUAAUAGAAUCAGAGCAACUCCAGGCUGGUCCAUGUCUAGUAUCCUGAGCAAUGAUUAACCAUUUAAUUUACAUGGACUUGACAAACUUAGGUUGGAGGAAAGCUUAAUAGUGUGAUCCUACUAUCCUAAACUGUCUUUAACAUAUACAUAUGUAACACAGGGCCGUUUGAUUGUAUGCAGUUUAAUUGUCAUUGCUUCCAGUGGCUGCUGACCUUUAUAUCACCAGAGGGAUCAACCUCUGACAUCAGAAAGGAGUACACACUAACUUAUUUUCUCGGGGGAUGGAGUGGAGGAACCAACCAAGGUGCUCGAGACAAGUUCUCAGGAGCAGACUAAUUCUUAAUCAGUUGAAUGACUGUAACAUCUUUUAACUUUUAUAUAUUCACUACUUGGAUGUAAUAUCGAGGCCAUAAAUUUCCCCUUCCAGUAGGGCAAAGAUUGGUGGUGGACAAUGUUACACUGACUGAACAUGUGCAAGCAUUUCAGUUUUGGCCAUGCAUGGAAUCAGGAGUAUUCUAAAGAGAGAGAAUCAAUGCUGAACUAAUUAUAUCCAGCAUUUCAUAAAAUGGAGGGAAGUUGCUGUUACAUAUUUUCAUUAUUGAUGCAGAACUUCACUUGGAUGCAUCACUGGACAAAUUCAAAGAUCUUUUGUGUGUGUGGGGGGGGUCCCCAUGAGGAGUGCACAUCGGUUUUCACAGACUUAAAUUCUGUACAUGCUUUAGAGUCAAAAUAAUUUGGUGUGAAACAUCUUAUUUGUUUAAGUCUAUGAAAGCCAAUUUCUUUUGGGAAAAAAAAAUCCUGAAUUUAUUAAUAUGUGAAACUACUUGUUUUUAUUUACUUGUAUUCGGCUGAUUGUUUUUACAUGUUUAGUGUUUUCUUCAUUACAGUUUGAAAAUGCAUUAAAUCAUUCAACAGAG
This is a messenger RNA of Gopherus flavomarginatus (Mexican gopher tortoise), 5370 nucleotides long. It is a transcript of the gene WDR37, whose product is annotated as WD repeat domain 37. Lineage: Eukaryota; Metazoa; Chordata; Testudines; Testudinidae. Gene Ontology annotation, molecular function: protein binding. The transcript has 17 exons. The record is from RefSeq and is a predicted model, not a curated record. Bases 437 to 2173 code for a protein of 578 amino acids. Gene Ontology annotation, cellular component: preribosome, large subunit precursor.